AUGGCGGUCACCACCCGCAAAGUAUUCACAAAAGCGCCCGCCCAGUCUGUUGAACUGACACUCAAGGGUCAUAAGGAACGUGUGCGCGAAGUAGCUUUCAUCCUCGGUACCCGUCUCCUCGUCACUGGCUCGGCCGACAAUAGUCUUCGGGUGUGGGAUCUGGACACGGGGAAACAAGUGGGAAAGCCCUUGUUGGGACACGAUGCCGAAGUCUGGGCGGUCUCGGCGUCCCCUGAUGGACGUUGGAUAGCGAGUGGAGGAAGGAAUGGAAGCAUCUUGGUGUGGGAGGUUGUGACAAACAAGAGAGAGCUCAAAAGAGUGCCCGUCUCGUUUAAGGGCCAUGAGAAUCAGGUUCUUGACAUCGUAUUUGCACCGGACAACAAGACAUUUGCAAGUGCAUCAUGGGACAAAACGGUAUGCGUGUGGAAGAGGGAGACGGGCAAAAUAGUCCUCGGACCGCUCAAAGUGGGCAACAUAGCAAACUCGGUGUCGUACUCCCGGGCUGGGACAAAACUAGCAGCAGGCACAGAUAAGCACAUCAUCAUUUGGAAUUCAGGAAGUGGAGAAGAGUUGCUGAAAAUAGAACAGCGGGCAUGGCGAGUCGCAUUCACUCCAGAUGGUCUCCGUCUCGUCAGUGGAAACCAGAAUGACAUCCGAAUAUCAGAUGCUACCACCGGAGAUAUCAUCAAACAAUUCGACGCGCACACCGAAUUCUUUUUAUCACUAGCCAUUGCUCCCAAUGGCACCAAAUUCGCCACCACGUCACACGACAAGACGACGCGGUUCUUUGACCUGACCACUUUCGAACCCAUCGGCGAGCCACUCGAGCACCCUGAUCUAGUCUGGUGUGUGGUAUUUUCCGAGGACAGCAAACUCAUCGCGACUGGCUGUUGGGACGGACAUGUUCGCACAUGGACAGUUCCUCUGAGCGAGUCAGAGAAGGAGCUUCAACAGUCCACUCAGAAAAUUCUCAAUAAAACCAUCCCAGAUCCACGGCCUCGCCCAAAACGCGCUCCAAUACCGACUAAUAGAUUCUUCGAUGAUUUUGAUCCAACUGAGCGCAACAAUCGCGCCGGCACUACGCGCAACGCCAAAGGUUUCAAAAUCAAAAACAUGGCAGAUCGUAUCUUUUCUCGUUCCUCCGCUUCCCAGGACCCAACUCCUCGCCCACGCGAGAUUCCUCUUGUGAACGUCUCUGCAACACGAGGCAAAUAUCGCACCGCUAAUGCCCACAGUGGAAACAGGAAUAGGUUGUUGAAGGCACAACGUCCUCCUCGCAACUGGCAAGGUCACGCUGGUGCCUCAAGCAGCAGCACGCCACCAGCGGGCACAUCCAAUGUGGUCAAUGAAACUGCGCCAGCAACGUUGCAGACUGGAAAUGCCAACGCUUCUGCUACCACUAACCACCCUUCUCCGUUGGACAUUGAACAUGUUCCAGGCAUUAGCUGCUUUGCAAUUCUUACAAGGAACGCUGGCCCUGAAAUUGGGGCAAGUACGACACCCGACUUGAAGAGCUUGGUGCCACUGAGAGAUGAGGACAUGGAAGCACCUAUUGAGGAGCGAGGUUCUUCUGGAGGAUGUUUCCUCCCGACCAAGGUUUUGGCAGAGGAACACCAGGAUGCCCGGGGCGAGGGGGUCCACAUUAUUGUGAAGACGUUCGAGAGCAGUGACGCCAUUCUACACACGCGCGAGUGUCUGCUCCCCCACUCGAAGCUCCUGCUGACCGACAAAUUGAGCAAGAUUGAAUAUCGAAUGGCGGCCACCACUCAGAAAGACGGUCACAGGACAUCCACCCCACCAACUCAAGAGGAAACAUCUCAGCCCACGCUCACGCUUGUGGGUCAUGAAGAAUGGGUGUCCGGCGUAGUUUUCAUCCCUCGUACGAACCUCCUCGUCACUAGCUCCGCCGACAAGACUCUUCGGGUGUGGAAUCUGGACACAGGGAAACAAGUGGGAGAUCCCUUGUUGGAUCACGAUUGCGCAGUCUGGAAGGUCGCAGCGUCCCCCGAUGGACGUUGGAUUGUAAGUGGAGGAUGGAAUGGAAGUAUCCUGCUCUGGGAAAUUGCAACAGACAAGACAGAUCUCAAGAGAGAGCCUGUCUCGUUCAAGGGUCAUAAAAUUCUGCUUCGGGGCCUUGCAUUUGCACCAGACAGCGAGACAUUUGCAAGUGCAUCGAAUGACUUGACGGUAUGCGUUUGGAAGAGGGAGACGGGACAAAUAGUUGUCGGGCCACUCCGACUGGGGGAGCUGCCAAACUCGGUCUCGUACUCUCAGGAUGGAAAAAACCUAGCAGUAGGCACCGACAAACACAUCAUCGUUUGGAACGCGACGAAUGGAGAAGAACUGCUCAAGAUACAAGAGCGGGCGUACAGAGUCGCAUUCACUCCAGAUAGUCUCUGUCUCAUUAGUGGGGAUUGGAAUAACAUUCGAAUCACAGAUGUUGCCACUGGAGACAUAAUAAAACAGUUCGACGCGCACAACAAACCCUGUCAAUCAUUAGCCAUUGCUCCCAAUGGCAGCAAAUUUGCGACCACUUCAACCGACGAGACCACCCGGUUCUUUGACAUGAAUACAUUCGAACCUAUCGGCGAGCCACUCGAGCACCCUGAUGUCGUCUUGUGUGUGGCAUUUUCCGAGGACAGCCAGCUCAUUGCUACUGGCUGUGAGGACAAACUCGUUCGCACAUGGACAGUUCCUCUGAGUGAGUCAGAGAAAGAGCUCGAAGAAUCCACUGAGAAAAUUCUCCAGAAAACCAUCCCACGUCAACAGCCAAGAUGUGCUCCAAUACCUACUAGUAGAUUUUUUGAUGAUUUUGAUCCACAUCCUCCACCUGGACGUAACAAUCCUGCUGCUACCACUACAUGUCAUGCUGCCGUUGGAUGUUGA
This is a messenger RNA of Suillus plorans, 2886 nucleotides long. RefSeq names its product quinon protein alcohol dehydrogenase-like superfamily. Bases 1 to 2886 code for a protein of 961 amino acids. Lineage: Eukaryota; Fungi; Basidiomycota; Agaricomycetes; Boletales; Suillaceae. The record is from RefSeq and is a predicted model, not a curated record. Gene Ontology annotation, molecular function: protein binding. The transcript is spliced from 11 exons.